Molecule: messenger RNA, 2146 nt
Organism: Myotis myotis
Lineage: Eukaryota; Metazoa; Chordata; Mammalia; Chiroptera; Vespertilionidae
Gene: UGDH
Product: UDP-glucose 6-dehydrogenase
Exons: 12
Coding region: 84-1739 (551 amino acids)
Biological process (GO): glycosaminoglycan biosynthetic process
Cellular component (GO): cytosol; nucleus
Molecular function (GO): UDP-glucose 6-dehydrogenase activity; NAD binding
Source: RefSeq, a predicted model, not a curated record
CCUGGACCCCGGGCCUGGUGUGGCGGGAGGAGGAGCAGGCUUGCGGCGGAGAGAGGAGUCCAGGAGGGCCUGGCAACUGGGGAAUGAAGCCUCCGCCUUCUCGGGCAGAAGCCUUUAAAUACUGGCCCAGGCCGGGGACUCUCGUUGCAGUGAGAGGAGACCUGGCGGAGCGGCUGCAGUGCGGCCCAGAGGGAGGAGUUGUCCGCGCCGCGGGGACAGGAGCGGAAGCCGCGCUCGGUGCUUGGAAUACAGUCAUGUUUGAAAUUAAGAAGAUCUGUUGCAUCGGUGCGGGCUAUGUUGGAGGACCCACGUGUAGUGUCAUAGCUCAGAUGUGCCCUGAAAUCAAGGUAACGGUUGUUGAUGUCAAUGAAUCAAGAAUCAAUGCAUGGAACUCUCCUACGCUGCCUAUUUAUGAGCCAGGACUACAAGAAGUGGUAGAAGCCUGUCGAGGAAAAAAUCUAUUUUUUUCUACCAAUAUUGAUGAUGCCAUUAAAGAAGCUGAUCUUGUAUUUAUUUCUGUGAACACUCCGACAAAAACCUUCGGAAUGGGGAAGGGCCGUGCAGCAGAUCUGAAGUACAUUGAAGCCUGUGCUAGACGCAUUGUACAAAACUCACAUGGGUACAAAAUUGUGACCGAGAAAAGCACGGUUCCUGUGAGGGCAGCAGAAAGUAUUCGGCAAAUAUUUGAUGCAAACACAAAACCCAACUUGAAUCUACAGGUUCUGUCCAACCCUGAGUUCUUGGCAGAAGGAACGGCCAUCAAGGACCUAAAGAACCCAGACAGAGUACUGAUUGGAGGGGAUGAAACCCCAGAGGGCCAGAGAGCUGUGCAGGCACUCUGCGCUGUGUAUCUGCACUGGGUUCCAAAAGAAAAGAUCCUCACCACUAACACUUGGUCUUCAGAACUUUCCAAACUGGCAGCAAAUGCGUUUCUUGCCCAGAGAAUCAGCAGCAUUAACUCUAUAAGUGCCCUCUGUGAAGCAACAGGAGCUGAUGUAGAAGAGGUGGCAACAGCCAUUGGAAUGGACCAGAGAAUUGGAAAUAAGUUUCUGAAAGCCAGUGUUGGUUUUGGUGGGAGCUGCUUUCAAAAGGAUGUUCUGAAUUUGGUUUAUCUUUGUGAGGCUCUGAAUCUGCCUGAAGUAGCUCAUUAUUGGCAACAGGUCAUAGAUAUAAAUGACUACCAGAGGAGGAGGUUUGCUUCCCGGAUUAUAGAUGGUCUGUUUAAUACAGUGACUGAUAAGAAGAUAGCUAUUUUGGGGUUUGCAUUCAAAAAGGACACUGGUGAUACAAGAGAAUCUUCUAGUAUAUAUAUUAGCAAAUAUCUGAUGGACGAAGGUGCACACCUCCAUAUAUAUGACCCAAAAGUGCCAAGGGAACAAAUAGUGGUGGAUCUGUCUCAUCCAGGAGUUUCAGAGGAUGACCAAGUGUCUCAACUUGUGACCAUUUCUAAGGAUCCAUAUGAAGCGUGUGAUGGCGCCCAUGCUGUUGUUAUUUGCACCGAGUGGGACAUGUUUAAGGAAUUAGAUUAUGAACGUAUUCACAAAAAAAUGCUGAAGCCAGCCUUCAUCUUCGACGGACGGCGUGUCCUGGAUGGGCUCCACCAUGAACUGCAAACCAUUGGCUUCCAGAUUGAAACAAUUGGGAAAAAGGUGUCUUCAAAGAGAAUUCCAUAUGCUCCUUCUGGUGAAAUCCCAAAGUUUAGUCUUCAGGAUCCACCUAACAAGAAACCCAGAGUCUAAACAUUGUCAUUUUUAUUUGUAAUUUUUUGGUACUUCAGGAUAGCAAAUAUCUACCUGAUAUUUAAUGGUAAAUGAACCAAGUGUUUUUAAGGAAAGAAAACUAUUUUUUUUAAUAAUCAAUUUGUAUUAGCUCUGUGGGAAUCAGCAUAUCUAGUAAUUAUGAAUCUAGAAUAUUUUUUACAUAUUUUUAUAAUAUUGUUACCUCAGUGGUUGGGUGAGUGGCAAAUGAUCAUGUUGGCUUUAAUGGUGUUGGUUUUUGUAAAACAAAAAUUAAACUUCAAACACUUUUUACUUUACAAAAUACCCAUAGGCAGCAUUUUAAUGUAUUAUAAAGGGAAAGCACUCUUCAGGUUUUCUGAUUAUCGGUUUGAUGACCUGUCAUUAAAUAUGUAUUUUAAAUCAUAAAA